AUGGAGGCCCAGCAACAGAAGUCAGGAAAGCCAUGGAGCGGCACAAAUCGAAUCCCCAACAUCAAGGAAUUUGUUGCAAAGCUUGAUAAGGACAAGUCCGAGAGAGACAAGGCCAUUGAUGGACAGAGACUCGCCGAGGAUGCCCAGCUGUAUUCCUCUGAAAUCACUCCGCACAAGAAUGAAAAGCAAAAGAAAGAGGGCAAAACCGUGACAGAUCCAGUCACUGGCAACCAUGUCGUCAUUGCAGAUGUAGGCAAGGAGUACAUGGCGAGGGCCGACAAUCCCCAGCUGUCGGUGCCAAAUGCCAACCUGGGCAGACCUACCACGGUUUCAACAGACCCUUCCCAAAAGAACCCGAAGUACAAGGAGAAGCAGGACAUCACUGCUCUUCCAGACCCAGUCGCCGAAGGCAGCACUUCCGACGUCCCUAUUCAUGGAGAAAAGACCAAUAUUCUGUUCCAUCCAACUCCUUCAGUCAGUUAUGAGCCGAUGUUUGAACUUCUCGAGAACCGGGCUGGUGGUCUGUGCAUUGCCAUUCUCAUCUCCAUUGUCGUCUUUGGGAAAAUGUUCGGUGGCUCUCUCAAGGGGCUGGUUCCUCUCGGCAUGUGUCUCGCUUCCGCCAUCUGGCUGUGGAUGAAAGAGGUUGUACGAAGUGGCCGUGAGGUGGAAUGGAGCAGUGAGAAAAGCAGAGGAGAGACUGCCGUGGCAAACCUUCUGCCUGAAUCAGUCGAAUGGAUGAACACCUUCCUGAGCGUCGUUUGGGGUUUGAUCAACCCGGAUAUGUUUGCUGCCGUGGCAGACACCCUGGAAGAUGUCAUGCAGGCCUCUGUCCCUAGUGUCAUCAACAAUGUUAGAGUUGCCGAAAUCGACCAAGGAAGCAAUCCUAUUCGCAUCCUCAGUCUACGGGCACUGCCUGAUUCAAAAAUGAACGAGCUCAAGAAGAGCAUCCAUGAAGAGAAUAAAAAGACAAAGGACCCACAAGAAGCGGCAGCCGACGAAGAAGGCGGCGACUAUUACAAUCUCGAGAUUGCUUUUGCAUACCACGCCAAACCCGCCGGUGACCAUGCCUCUGCUUCCUCGAGAGCACGGAACAUGCACAUGAACCUCGUCUUCUAUCUCGGCAUCAAGGGGCUGAUUGGUGUUCCCUUGCCAAUCUUUGUCGAACUUCAAGAGCUUGUCGGAACCGUUCGCCUGCGAUUGCAGAUGACUCCCGAACCACCAUUUGCAAAGAGUCUUACAUUCACGCUGAUGGGCGUCCCACAUGUCCAAGCAGGUUGCAUUCCCAUGGUUCAGAAAGGGGUUAAUAUCCUCAACCUGCCACUGAUUUCAAACUUCGUCAACUAUGCAAUCGCCGCGGCGGCAAGCAUGUACGUUGCGCCAAAGUCGAUGCAACUUGAUCUGAAGUCCAUGCUGCAAGGAGACGGCAUCACCAAAGAUACACAGGCCAUGGGAGUCAUGUGGAUCCGAGUCCAUCGCGCCAUUGGCCUCAGCAAACAAGAUCGUCGUGGUAGCAAGUACGGUGGAAGCGACCCCUACAUCAAUCUGUCCUUUUCGAAAUACGGAAAGCCGAUGUAUUGUACUCGUGUCAUCACAGAUGACCUCAACCCUGUUUGGGAAGAAACCACUGCCCUUCUGGUGACGCCUGAGCUCAUCAAGGCCGAUGAACAACUCAGUGUCGAGUUGUGGGACUCAGACCGCAAUUCUGCAGAUGACAUGGUCGGAAAAGUGGAGUUGUCGAUGCAGAAAAUGAUUCAGCAUCCUGGCAAGAUGUAUCCUCAGAUCUCAAAACUCGCUGGCACUCAUCAAGGAAGUGAGAUGCCGGGUGAGCUACACUGGGAAGUGGGCUACUUUGGCAAGCCCAAAUUUCGACCUGCCCUUCGCACCGACGGCAAAGACCAAAACCUACCGGAAAAGCUUAGGAACGAUGAAGAGCUCCAGGACGAGAAGGGUGUUAUUGACUCCGAAGAUGCGGAUGCUGUGGCGCAUACGCCUCCUGAUCCGUUGUGGCCAAGUGGCAUUUGUAGCGUCAUUAUCCACCAGAUUGUCAGCCUCGAACUUGAGAACAUCAAGGGCAGCGACGGCAAUCGGAAAGGUAAAGAAUUUGAGCCGGCUAAACCCUACGGUGAGGGUACAGAUGAAGAGUCCACCAAACUCCCGACCUCUUAUUGUACCAUCCUGUUUAAUGAUACAUUGGUCUACCGCACUCGAGCCAAGGCUGUUAGCAGCAAACCUAUCUUCAAUGCUGGCACGGAGCGCUUUAUGCGAGACUGGAGAUCCGGAAUAGUCACAAUCACCGUUCGUGAUCAGCGCAACCGAGAACACGACCCAAUCUUGGGUGUUGUACCUCUGCGCCUGUCGGACAUCCUCACCACUAGUUCCCAAGUCACCAGAUGGUACCCUCUUGACGGUGGCAUUGGGUUCGGCCGUAUCAGGAUUUCGCUGCUCUUCCGAAGUGUGGAGACUCGCCUUCCUCCUAACAUGCUGGGCUGGGAUGUCGGCACUUUCGAAUUUAUUUCUGACAGAAUCGUGGCAACCGGUUGGAAGGCAAACACAAAGCUCAAACUCCGCACAGGCGGCAGUGUUGGCAAAAUUCCCAGGACGCAAUGCCACAGCAACGAGGCAGGCGAUGGAGUUUAUUUCGAUGUUUCCGCCGAGGCCAAUAACCAUAUUCGUCUGCCUGUCAAGUACCGAUAUCGAUCACCAGUCAUCUUUGAAUUCCAUGUGGCGGGCAAACGCGGAGCGGUCGCCUAUGCUUCCAUCUGGCUUCAGAACUUGGUGGACAACGAAGAGAUGCCAAUUAACAUUCCCAUUUGGACAACCAAGAAUGGCAACCGACUCGUCCAAAACUACAUCACUGAAGAGAAUGUCGUGGCGUUCAUGGACAAAGGCUUGGAAGACCUGCAGGAGGUUGGCAGGCUUCAGUUCCGAGGUCGCUUCAAGGCUGGCAUGGACGAGUCGCACCGGGAUUUCAUUGUGGACAACAAUAGUCGGGAGACGUACGAGACGUUUGAAGCAUGCUUAACCGAGGGCGUACGUGGGCGAGUUGUUCAAAGCGAGGUACCCGACAAUAUUCAGGAAAUGCACGAGGCAUCCUUGACAGAGGGACGUGACGUUCUCAACCAAGAGGUGUCGGAGAAGGAGAAGCGCAGGUGGCUCAGCAAAACCGGCGAGGACUGGUCUGGAGCAUUCAGCCAUGAUCCAAGGGCAUACACCAACAAAAAUUAUGACAAGAUUGCCGAGCAUGGUACUGACGAACCUCCGCAUGAUCCAUAUAAUCCUUCAGACAACGACGAGGAUGAUGCCGAGCCUUUGGAUGAUGACUCGUCAGAUCUUGGCAUCACCGAUGCCACCAAUGUUCCCGAAGGAACGUUCAAGAAGGACCCCAAGGAGGUCGAUGGUCUAAAUAGUUAUAGUGCGGAAGUGAAUGGGAGGCCCAGUGCUGAUACUACUGCUACAGGCGAAACCGGCUACACGACCAUGACGGAGGGAUCAGCGAGCUCAGUGCAGCCGGUGCAGAAGAGAGAUAGGGGCUUCGAGAAGAAGGCUGGAAAACGAGCGGAAGAGCGCAAACACCGAGGACUGUCGCAGUGGACGCCGGGAAGAAAUGUCAAGUUUGCUAAAGAUGAAGCAAAGAUCGGGAUGAGCAAAAUCAAGAAACGGUUUACGGGGGGACUUGGUGGUAGAGAGCCCGGGGUUGAGAGCGAGGCGUGA
Molecule: messenger RNA, 3711 nt
Organism: Cladophialophora psammophila CBS 110553
Lineage: Eukaryota; Fungi; Ascomycota; Eurotiomycetes; Chaetothyriales; Herpotrichiellaceae
Exons: 4
Coding region: 1-3711 (1236 amino acids)
Molecular function (GO): lipid binding
Source: RefSeq, a predicted model, not a curated record